AUGGACAUGCGCCGCGCCUACACGGACCUCGUGACGCUGGACAAGCAGCUGCGGGAUCUCCUGCGGGCCAAUCCACUCAACGCCCACGACGCGAACGCCCUGCGCCGUCAGCUCAUGGACGCUGCAAUGCGGCUCGCAGACGCCUACCCCUUGUUUGCCGCCGAGAAGGAGGUGGAACUCGCACUGUGGAAACCCUGUUUCUAUCGCCGGAUCGAGGACUUUCGUCGCCGUAUCCGCAAGUACGCAGCAGCUGCUCAGACAGAGCGCAAUGUGCGUGAACACUUUGACCGCGUGUCGAAAGAGUUUCAGCUUUUCUUGGCGGAAGCUGCGGGUUUCUACACGCACUUGAGGGACGUGUUUGCGACGUGGCUGCAGCGCGCGCAGCAAGGAGAUGCUGUGGCGACCGACAGAAGUGACGCUACCCGCUGUCGCCAGAGUUUGCACCGCUGCUACGUGUUCCUCGGAGACUUGGCGCGCUACCAAGAACUACACAGUCAACGAGCGAAAAAGAACUUUGCCGCGGCCGGUGCGCUGUAUUACCGUGCGUUGGCAGUGAUGCCCGAGAACGGAAACCCGCACAACCAAUUGGCAGUACUGGCGACAUACGUUGAGGCAGAGACAGUGGCAGUGUACCGCUAUUGCAGGAGUCUGUUGACGGCACAGCCGUUUACAACAGCAGAAGAGAAUUUGGCACUGCUUUUUGAGCGCAGUCGACAGCGUCCGCUGGCUGCUCCCAUGAAGUUCACGUCGUUGUCUCUAUCGUCGAAGGAAAAGUCGGCGUUGUUGAAGAGCUACUUGCACCGUCUCACACGAAUGCACGGCAUCUUGUUUGUGCUGUCGUCGCCACGUGGGUCUCACACCACGCCGUCGAGUAGCAAUGAGGGACUGGUGCCGACGUAUCCGCGCGACAUGGAGGCUGUGCUUUUCAAAGACUUGCGAACGCUGUUGCAUGCAGGUGUGGUGGGAGACUCAUUGCUGCUGAAGGUCGUGGUGACGAACAUCUUUUGCAUGAUCCGCGCAGCAGACUCGCGCUCGCAAUCUACACCAAUGGGAGAUGCGCUUCGUCUUUCUGUUCGUACAACGUCGACUGUCAUGGAGUUUAUUUCAGAAAUGCUGGACAUGAAGUCGAAGGCGGGUACGAGUAGCAAGAGUCUGAAAGAUUCGGCGCUUUCGGCGCUGCGAUUCUUGGGUCCGGUGGCAGUCUUUUGCCAAUAUCUGGAGCUACACCCGGAUAUGCUGGAGCAACUGGAGCAGCUUUUGGUGCAUCGUGAGAAGAAACUAUACAGCGAUGUAGCAGCGAACGAACAAGGAGCAGGCGCAGACCAGUUCUUUUCCGUGUUUCUUGGCACGUUGGCUAAGCUCGUGAACCAUGCGCGCAUGCGCGAGUUGUACACUCCGCUGUUGUCGAACACCGAACAGCAAGGCAGUCUGCCGUUUUUUGUACGCGAACAAGAGCACCUGCUGAAGGAAAGCCUCGAGCUUCGAGGGUUCACACCGCUUGAGCAAGAAGGUGCCGCGUCAACGUGGAUGGAUGAAGUGGCACUGCAGACGUCAGCUACUGGAGCAAGCAGUGAAUCGCAAUCGACGCCGUUGUCAGACGACGAGGCUGCAAAGCUUCGUGCAUGGAGGUUGUAUAGCUUUGCGCGGUAUUUGUGCGAUGGCUACAUGGGAGAACCGCUGCUGUUUUGUAGUGCAUCGGGACUGUUCACGACAUCGCCAGUGGUCAGUACAAACGACCCUCUGCAUGAGAAUGGCAUGUCAGACGCACUAGCUUCACUAGAUCUCGGGUACUUUUCGGCCAAGACCAUUCAGCAGCAACAACCGCAGGAAACCUUCGGCAGCGGUUAUGGCGCUGGCACGAGCGUCGAUGAGGACGACGACUUUGAUGACGAGGUGAUCGUGUUCAGGCCAUCGCCAGCUUUUGGCGCGAUGGCAAAUGACCAGGCGACUAAGCCACCUGGUGCAAGUGCAAGCAUUGCACCUUCCUUCGGUACGUCAUCAGGAGGCGACGCCUUCAGCCUCCGAUCUCCGAGCCCGAUCUCGUCAGCAGAUGACCGGGGUCAUGCCAGCACUGGCAGUCAGAGCGGCGCGUUCGGCAUUGGCAAGUGUUCGUUUGGUUCAAGCCUCGGCUACCCCAGCUUUGACACUUUCAAUGGAAAAGGUGGCUUACCGAACGCGUCCCUCGUGUCAGGGUGGGAAAGCAGUGCCGGUAACAGCGGCUCAACGAGCAAUAACACAGCACAAAGAGGCACUCGGGAUGGUGCUCUGGGUAUGCCAAUCAGCGGUAACAAUGGGCUGCGCAGUGAAACUGGGACGCCUUCCACCACUUCUGGUGGAAAUGGUGGUGCACAGGGACUCGGCUCAAGCAGCCAUGUUGGCAGGACUCAGACUUUUGCCCCUAUGGCCGAUUUGGCAGCUGUGGAGCGUGCGGCGGCACUGUACCAGCAAAAGACUUCGAGUUUGAGUGCGUUUAUGAGCGCCCCGACACUGUCGAGCCACGCGGAGUCGCCGAGUCCGUCGUCUUCGCGAGUGCGUGCCCGCCCGCCUCCAGGUUUUGCUGCCGCUUUGAUGGGAGGCCAGCAGCAGCAACAGCAGCGCUUGCCAAACUCGUUUUUUAACCCGUAA
This is a messenger RNA of Hyaloperonospora brassicae, 2625 nucleotides long. The record is from the annotation of a GenBank genome assembly. Lineage: Eukaryota; Oomycota; Peronosporomycetes; Peronosporales; Peronosporaceae.